Prunus dulcis (almond) is the source of this 528-nucleotide messenger RNA. RefSeq lists its product as uncharacterized. The coding region runs from base 1 to 528 and encodes 175 amino acids. The transcript has a single exon. NCBI's taxonomy places the organism in Eukaryota, Viridiplantae, Streptophyta, Magnoliopsida, Rosales, Rosaceae. Gene Ontology annotation, molecular function: protein binding. The record is from RefSeq and is a predicted model, not a curated record.
AUGGGAGAGGCAAUAUCAUCAACUGUAGUUUCAGGUUGGGCAUGGCUCCCGGGCGACCUUUUGUAUCUGAUAGUAGAGAAGUUGGUACCAAUCACUGACUAUAUCUGGCUUGGUGCAGUUUGCAAGAAUUGGCAAUCAGUAGCUGGUCAUCAGAAGCAUCAACACCUCAAAUCAUGCCACAAGCAGCUUCCAAUGCUGAUGGUUCCCAACAAACACAACCGCCACGAAAGGCGUGGCUUGUAUAGUGUCGCAAAAGGAAAGACUUGCAGCUUUGAGUUGCAUGUGCCUUACAAUAGAAGGCUAUGCGGUUCUACCCAUGGUUGGUUGGCUUGUGUGGAUGAAAUUUUGGAAGUAACCCUUUUAAACCCUUUCACCAAACGUACCAUUCGCCUUCCACCAUUUGCACAAGUCCCUCAACCCAUACACAAACAAGCUUAUAGAAGUGAUCACUGCAUUAAGAAGGUUGUCUUGUCUGCAGACCCUUCUUUGUUUCCAAAUGAUUACGAAGUUGUGGCACUUUUUCGAUAG